Linum trigynum is the source of this 2967-nucleotide messenger RNA. The record is from the annotation of a GenBank genome assembly. Lineage: Eukaryota; Viridiplantae; Streptophyta; Magnoliopsida; Malpighiales; Linaceae.
CGUAUCGCUUUUCUUCUACUUCUCUUUUCCUCUUCGUUUUGCGCUCACCGUCACCGAGCUCUGUCUCUGCUUCUUGGAACCCAGCGUAAAGGGGGUGAAAAUAACGUCGAAAGUUCGGAACUUGGCUGGAAAAAUGGGCGCCGUAGAGCCCAGCUUGGAUCAGCUCUUGGAGGAGAGGAAACGCAUGAGGAAUCCUCUCGUCCCCAUUGGUGCAUUCAUGACAGCGGGAGUGCUAACAGCGGGGCUAGUAAGUUUCAGAAGAGGGAAUUCACAGCUGGGACAGAAGUUGAUGAGAGCUCGUGUGGUUGUUCAAGGAGCAACCGUUGCUCUAAUGGUUGGGACUGCCGUAUACUAUGGACAGCACCCCUGGAACAAGAAGCCUGACUCAUCUGUAUAGAAGUUCAUCAACAGAAGUUACACAAGCAGCCUACCGGAAAAUAAGACAGAAUGAAUUACUUGCGCUGCCGCUCCCUUACCAAUUUGUAGCUUUCCUAUGAAUUUCUGGUAUCAAAUGUUUCCUUAAAUGGUUGAAAGUUUGGGCAGUUGUAACUAAUAUGUAGGCUGUAGCUACUGUAUUUAUUUUCUUUACCUAAGAUAACAUUUUGCGUUGAGGCUGAAAUAAGGGGAUUUCAGAAGUUCUUUCUGUGAAAGUAAUACUCUUUUUCUUGUUAGUUUCAAUUUAUUAGAAUGAACAGGGAAAUUGUCUCCACAGUCUAUCCUAAUGCACUUGGCAGCAGAUUUAGGUGCUUGGGUUUUUAUCUGGUUGUGUGAGGGUGUUUGUUAUUCUAUUAAAGGCUCCAAAUUUAUCUUUGUUUAAGGAGGGUUUUCUCUCCAUGUGGAAGGUUCUGUCUCUUGAUGCUUCUUUCUUUUCUGGAUCUCGCACCUGACCACCUGCAUUGUUCGAAUGACGACUUUCAUGCAUUUUGAACUUCUUAAGAUGGUGGAAUGUAUGUAAUAUUGGACUAUAAGCCCUCUUCCUUGCAGAUCAUGGUAUUUGAAUGCCUGAGUUUGUGACGUUAUUAUUUCGUGGUGUUUGAGCAAUGCCUUUACUUUUGGCGACCUUGUGUCUUAGACAUUGUAGUAUUGUACUGGCUCGCUUGAUAAGCUGGCUUCUUAAAGUUGGUUGUGUUAUUCGGUCAUCUAACUUAUCCUGGAUAUACAACAUUGUGUUGUCAGAAGGUCUGUCUCGUAGGGGCCUUGGUCUUGGGUCAUCAUCCUACCUCAGGAAGUGGGUAUGUCUUCCUCUUCUUAUGAUGCCACACUGUUAUUCUGUCUUUAUAGUGAUCACCUAAUGAUGUCUUACGCUUCAAUGGUUGGCUAAAAUGUCUUCUCCAAGUAAGAGGAAGGAGAUGGAUGUCAUGAAACUGUAAGUUUCCUUUUGUACUUCUUGCUCAGCAUUCAAUCAUCCUUUCUUCCAGCAAUGUCUCUCUCUGAUUCUCGUAGUGUUCAGAUCAUUGACAGAGUUUAUUGUUAGACAAUUUAGUGGUGAUGUUGUGGUCCUCUGGGCGGUUUGAUUUAAUGCUUUCUUAGCUAAUGUGUAUAUUAACCCUGUGUGAUGUGCUUUGGCUUUUGAGAUGGUAAAUCAACAAGUGUAGAAGCUAGCAGGAGUGAGAACUCUAGUUAUUAGUGAAACAAUAGGAUACUUGUCUGAUUACCUCAGUGAUUUUAUGUUGGCUAUGCUUAGCUUAUCACUGCAGAAUCUAGAGUGGAUGCCCCUCAUUUACAACCUGCUCAGUUUAUUGUUGGGAUCCAUUCUCAAAGAUGAGCUCUCUUAUAGAGUUCCAUACUAAAUGCUGGAUUUUGAUUACCAUCUCGUUUUCUCCCCAUCUUACUUCCAUUGUAAUGAGUGAUUAGAUGCAGAGGAAAUAACUAAUGAGUGAUCCAAACUUCCAUACAAAGUUAGGAUGCUGCAGAAGUGAAAUUGGAUAAUGAUGUUUAUCUCUCCAGUUUUGCUCUCCAUGUGUGAUCUCGUAAAUGGGGAAUGUAAAUGAUGAGUGGUUAUGUCUUCCAUUUUGGAUGAUGAAUCACUCAACAAAGAAUUUAUUUUUUAAUGAGUUUAGUGUCGAGUUUCAUGGCCCUAAAGAAAGUAAAGUUCUUUUUGCCUCUUCGUGCCAUAUCUUCACACCAUUUUUAACAUGUCUGUAUUCAGUUGAGCUCUUAGUUACAUGAUGUUUAUUUACUGUUCUAUUAGGCUUGUUUCACAUGUCCCUCUUUCUCUCCCCCCGUGUUACUCGCUUUAUCAUUGGGAUCCAUUCUCAGACUUAACUUCGGAAUCGAUAUUGAUGCAACACAGAAGCAAUCUCAUCAGUUUAUUGUUGGGAUCCAUUCUCAAUGUGAACCAACGUAAUUUUCAUUACUCUGUUUUGCUUAUAAAAUUCUGAAAAUAGUCAACGAGCGAGGAACCAUCUUGAGUAGGGUUAGUUCUUAUAGUAUAAUCACUCUGUUUUUUGCUUAUAAAACUCUUAGGGUAAAAAAUGAAGAAGUCCGCGGAGGAAGGACUGUUACGAAACAAAGCGUCUUAACUGACAUACAGUAAGACAUAACAUAAGGGUUUGUUUUCAUUAGAACAUCGUUUUCAUCAUUCUUUUUACCUCUUGCUCUGUUUCUUUCCAAGACUGCAUAUCUGAUCCAUAUUAUUAUAUCCAUGGGGUUUAACUGUUCAAGUUGGCAGGUUGUGCAUACAUGGUUCCUAUUUGGCGUAUUUACAUCCUGUCUUGUUUGGCACCAGGGAUGUUGCUGUAGUCAAUUCUGCAUUUCGCCAUUGUUAAUGACUUCCUUUGGCUGUGUGCUUGGGAUCCGAGAACGGCUGAAUGUUUUGAAGGAGUUAAGGGCAUCUUUCUUUUGGAUUUUUGUACAGAACUAUUCAUCUGUCGAGAAAGCGACUCGAUUUCUGGUAGCAAUCAACGAAAGACGGCCGGGUGGGAAAUGGUAUUAAUGAAGUGGAUUUAGUAAACAAUUGUAAAGUGU